Astyanax mexicanus (Mexican tetra) is the source of this 855-nucleotide messenger RNA. Its product is annotated as mast cell protease 4. Bases 42 to 800 code for a protein of 252 amino acids. Lineage: Eukaryota; Metazoa; Chordata; Actinopteri; Characiformes; Acestrorhamphidae. Gene Ontology annotation, biological process: proteolysis. The record is from RefSeq and is a predicted model, not a curated record. Gene Ontology annotation, molecular function: serine-type endopeptidase activity. The transcript has 5 exons.
ACUUCUCCUUUUUUGAAAACACACUCUUUCUCUACUGCACCAUGACUCUCAUCUCCCUGCUUCUUCUGGUUGUUCUGCUGCCGUACCCAGGACACUCUGCUAGUGUUCGUGAUGGUAUAGUAAACGGCACGGAGGCUAAACCACACUCCAGGCCCUACAUGGUUUCUGUCCAAAUAGAUGAAAAACACCAGUGUGGUGGAUUCCUUGUGUCUGAAAGCUUUGUCAUGACUGCUGCACACUGCUGGAAAAACAGAAAAGUAACCUUUACAGCAGUGGUUGGAGCUCAUGAUAUCUCAAACAAGAAUGAAGGUUCUAUUCGCUUUCCAGUGGAGAAGUAUGCAGUCCAUCCUCAGUAUCAGGAUGAUGAAACAUAUGACUAUGAUAUCCUGCUUUUGAAGCUAAAAGGAACAGUCAUAAAGAGUGAAAGAGUCAAAUGGAUCUCCAUCCCUGCACAAAAGGAGGACAUCCCUGCCAACUCUGUCUGCAGUGUAGCUGGCUGGGGACGAACAGGAACCAAGAAAUCUGGAAGUCACUGUCUUUUGGAGACAAAUACCAAGAUCAUGGACAAGGCAAGAUGUACCAGUCUCUGGGACACACCUAUAACCCCAAGGAUGGUUUGUGCACAACACCCUGGAGGACCUUGCUGGGGAGAUUCCGGCGGUCCUUUGGUGUGUGACAGUGUUGCAGUUGGUAUCGUUUCAUUUGGUGACGCGAACACGUGUGACAAACCCAUCCAGCCUGAAGUUUAUACCAAAAUAUCUGAGAUUCUUCCCUGGAUCAAGUCCAUAAUUAACUCUUAAAGCAAAAUGGUGCAUUUGUCUCAUUUCAGUUUAAUAAAAGCAUUUCCCAAGCAUA